AGUGCAGUCAAUAAAAUGAAUCCAUACUUGUGGGUGUCAAGUCUUUUUCUACCGCUAGAUGUCGGUGGCUCCCGUGUUGUGGCUGCUGGGUUGGCAGGGGGGGCUGGAUGUGCACUGUUGAAGACUCCUGAGGGGGUGCAGCUGGGUAUGUGUGUGCUUGUGAGUGUGUUGGAGACUCGUCGAUCAGCAGGGGGGCUCGAAAACUUCACCGCUUCCAGCGAAGGGGAUCACCUUUCGGAGAUUUGCCGACUAGGAGCCGAGCCGGCCGCUUUACAGUCCAGCUGUGACCGUCAGAGAGAAGGACCGGUCCGGUUCUCAGCGUUGGAACCAUUUCCGGCCAACAUGGAUGAUUUAGAUGCUUUGUUGGCGGACCUUGAGUCCACAACAUCCCACAUUUCCAAGCGCCCACUUUUCUUGUCUGACGAGACUGCCUACUCCUUCCCCGUCGGGGGUCAGACCCAAGAAGACAUCUUCUCUCCACAUCAAAUUCCCCCUGAGCAAACUCUUAAUGGACUAGAUGAAACAGAGUCCGCCAGCUCAGCUCAGAGAAGUCCCUGGUCUAGAGAAAGCAGCAGUCCAAGCCAACCCAUUGGUGAAGAGGACCACGUAUACAGUUUCCCUAAUAAGCAGAAGAGUAGUGAGUCUACAUCAGCUGUUGCCAUGAACUCAUCAUUCGGCAGCAACCUGUCUGAGCUGGACCGCCUGCUACUGGAGCUCAACGCUGUCCAGCAGAGCACCCCUGCCUUCCCUACAGAAGAAGCGGCUCCACCACUGCCAUCAAGCGCCACCAUCCACCAUAUCCAAGAGAAUGGAGUCGCCACUGCAGGGAAAGCCACUCCACCUAAACUGGAGAAGCCCAAACGUGCUGCAGCUACUCGAGGAAUAGAGGAUGUGCGACCAAGUGUAGAGAGCCUUCUAGAUGAGCUGGAAAGCUCUGUGCCAAAACCCAUUCCCACACUUUUGGUGGUGUCAGAUGAACAAACAGAUGCACAAGAGGAAACGCUGUCACAACAGCAGGCCAGGAUGUCCGCCUCCUCCGCCACAAGAGAACUGGAUGAGCUUAUGGCCUCCCUGUCUGACUUUAAAGUUCAAAGCAAUAUCCAGUCGCAGGGAAAAACUUCUCCCACUGCUCCACCAAAACCAGCCAACAAGCUGGACAACAUGCUGGGAAGCCUGCAGUCCGACCUCAACAAACUCGGAGUCCAGACGUUGGCUAAGGGCGUCUGUGGUGCCUGCAAGAAACCGAUUGCUGGACAGGUGGUGACUGCCAUGGGCAGAACGUGGCACCCAGAGCACUUUGUGUGCACCCACUGUCAGGAGGAGAUAGGCUCCAGGAGCUUCUUUGAGCGUGACGGGCAGCCUUACUGCGAGAAAGACUACCACGGCCUGUUCUCACCGCGAUGCCAUUACUGUAACGGACCCAUACUGGAUAAAGUAGUGACAGCAUUGAACAAGACUUGGCAUCCGGAGCACUUUUUCUGCGCCCAGUGUGGAGCCUUUUUUGGACCAGAAGGUUUCCAUGAGAAGGAUGGAAAGGCAUUCUGCAGAAAAGACUACUUUGACAUGUUUGCCCCUAAAUGUGGUGGUUGUGCUCGUGCCAUCCUUGAGAACUACAUCUCCGCUCUCAAUUCACUCUGGCAUCCUGAGUGCUUUGUCUGCAGGGAGUGCUUCACACCAUUCAUAAACGGCAGCUUCUUUGACCACGACGGGCAGCCAUAUUGCGAGGCUCAUUACCACGAGCGGCGCGGCUCUUUGUGCUCUGGCUGCCAGAAACCCAUCACGGGUCGCUGCAUCACAGCCAUGGGCAAGAAGUUCCACCCAGAGCACUUUGUUUGUGCUUUCUGCCUCAAGCAGCUUAACAAGGGUACCUUCAAAGAGCAGAAUGACAAGCCCUACUGCCACGGCUGCUUUGUCAAACUCUUCAGUUAGACUGCAUGUCUGCUGUAAGUGCAAAUGUGUGUAAGUCUACAUGCACAUGUGGAUAUAUGAGCACUCACAUGUCUAGGUGCAAAUAUGAGUCAGUGAUUUCUCAGACAGAAUUUUUAAUCACAUCAUAAGAGUGGAAAAUAUCUCUCCUAGCUUUGACACUGAAAGGACUUCUCAGGAUGUCCAAACUUUUACACUUUUACUAAAGAUGUUUUAAACAGAGCCCAAAGAGAUUUUUAUUUAGACUUUUACUUCCCUCGUGCAAAAGGAACAAGACAGAAAGAUGUUGCUUUCCCAUGUUUGUGUACAUAAGAGGUUUUGAUUUGUGAAUGAUUUUAUUCCCACGUCGCAGGGCAAGCCCUUGCAUUUUAAGGUGGUGAACCUAUGUUGACAUAGAAUUAUGCAGAUCUGAGACAGCUGCCUGAUUGCAUGGACCAUUGAGAGUUACGUUACGCAGUUUUAAAGUAACGAGUGUUGAAUGUGCAGUGCUUCGGGGGGGAAAAUAGAUGUAUUUUUCUAGCUUUGGAAACUUUUAAUGUGCCAUUUAAGAUAAUAACAUGAUAUGCACAUGCACACCAACAUGCAUCCUGUUCACUUCUUUAACAUGUUAGUUCAAUGUCUUUGCACACUUUUAAAACAGGAGAUCUCUUGACGAGACCAUUUUAAGGUGUAUUUUAGAAUUUAGCGCCAUCAAGAUGAUCCUUUCUUUAAUACAGGUUUCCUGUAAAGAAAAAAAAAACAAAGUCGUGUUUUCUCUGUUUCAGCAAA
This is a messenger RNA of Melanotaenia boesemani (Boeseman's rainbowfish), 2694 nucleotides long. Its product is annotated as paxillin-like. NCBI's taxonomy places the organism in Eukaryota, Metazoa, Chordata, Actinopteri, Atheriniformes, Melanotaeniidae. The transcript is spliced from 11 exons. Gene Ontology annotation, biological process: endothelial cell migration; transforming growth factor beta receptor signaling pathway; substrate adhesion-dependent cell spreading. The coding region runs from base 16 to 1929 and encodes 637 amino acids. The record is from RefSeq and is a predicted model, not a curated record.